AAUCCAAGGCCAUGAAUGGUCCAACUUAACCUUGGAAAGACGAAUCCCCGAGUCCCUUACCCAGCUUCAACCACAAAAGCAAAUGAAAAACCCCUGCGGCUGCGACCUGGUAUAACGAAAUUCAAGACACCCAAAGAGAAAUCAGGUAACUGUGAGAAACAUUGGAGCUUGCUUCUUGUUCAUCGUUUGGCUUUGGGAGAGUUUUUAUCAGAUUUUCGAAAAGUGAUCAUGGCCGGAGGGAAUUUCAUGCAUAGAGUUAUGUCUUACGUCAUCAAUGAACUUGUCGUUGAUAGACUUGCAAACAGUCCUGCAUUCCAGAGAUUUGCUGUGAGGACAUCAAAGAAGAUAGAUGAUAUUUCCAAUAUGGCUGCUAAGAAGAGUCAAGAACUUGCUGAACAGAUGAAAGAACUCUCAAAAAAUAUGGAGUCUAAAAACCAGUGAUAUGGCAGAUAUGACAGUACUUGGCAAUUUGUAACAGUGACUCUCGCAGGUUUGAUAAUCUGUAGGCCGUAUCUCAUCUAGUGUUGUGUUUAUUCAUUCUCUGAAAUAGAGGAGGUGGACUUUAGGGCUUCUAAUCCACCGGAACAUAUUUUUGUAUUCUGAGUUUUUAUUUAUUAAAUAUACAAUAAAUUAUGUAUUCCUUCCCUAAAGAGGGUUGAUGAUAUGAAAACGCAUCGGUAUCGUUGAGACUUGGCACUAUUUUUUUU
Messenger RNA from Durio zibethinus, 707 nucleotides. RefSeq lists its product as uncharacterized. Lineage: Eukaryota; Viridiplantae; Streptophyta; Magnoliopsida; Malvales; Malvaceae. The record is from RefSeq and is a predicted model, not a curated record.